AUCUAUAACAAUGUUACUCUGUCAUUGUCUAUAGUUAUUUUAUUUUUCUGAUUCAUCGAAUUUUUAAAGCUGAGUUUUUAUUGAUAAAUAAAUAUAAAAUAAUAGUGUUUUUCGAGCAAUGUAUGUGUAUUAAGGAAAUGUAGUGCCUUUGUGUAUUAUUUAGUUGUGUUGGUAAUUACAUGUCCGCGGGACGUAUUUUGUUGUCGAGGAUGAUCUCAUUGACGUACUGACAAGUACGAUCUUUUAGCGAGAUCUUGAUCGUUUUGUUAUUUUAUGAUUGAGUCCAAUGACCUUCUGGCUUAUAAAUAAUAUCAACUAGUGAAAUAAGUGAAAAUGAAGAAGCAGUUAUAUAGAGUGAAGCAAUUUGCCGACCAAACAUUUUCAAGGGCUGGCAAAGGCGAGACAUUGACAGAUGAGUUGCAAACAGCCGAUCGGAAGGUGGAACACCUCCGAAAUGCUUUGCAGCUCAUCAGCAAGAGAAUAUCAACAGGAGCUGGCAAUACUCAGGGCCAGGAUCCUGCAGCAAGAGAGAAGAGGCUGAAAAAGCUACCAGAAUACCUCUUAGGGCUGUCUAUGUGUGAAGCCAGUAACUUUGAUGAUGAUGACAGUAUUCUUAAAUAUAUUCUGUAUGAAUGUGGUAAAACAGAAAAAUUCUUAGCUAAUGAAAUAGCCGAACAUGAGUUGAAAAUUGAGCAACUUGUGUGUACACCGUUAACAAUCAUAAGUGAUCAAGACCUGCCCACAAUAAUGAAAGCAAAAAAACAUCUUAGCAGGCUCAUAAACGAAAAGGAGUCAGCUGCCAGCAGAUAUAAUCACUUAGAACGUCAGAAAGAAGAGAACCCGACGAAACUCGCCGCUGCAAAGGACGAGCUCGAGGAAGCCGGGACGAAGGUUGAGGCGGCACGGGACGCCCUCGCGGCGGAUAUGUUCGCGCUUGUCGCCAAGGAGGCACAGCUGGCACAUACCCUGCUACAGUACGUUAAACUACAGCGCGCGUACCACGAGUCCGCACUGCACUCGCUGCAAGACACCGUGCCCGAACUAGAGAGGUUUAUAAACGACAGCUCCGUGAAGCCAGUGUUCGGGUAUCCCCUGGAGGAGCACCUGCGCGUGACGGGCCGUACCAUCGCCUUCCCCAUAGAGUUGUGCGUGUGCACGCUACACGAGCUGGCGCUCAGCGAGGAGGGACUCUUUAGAAUUGCGGGAGGUACAUCGAAGGUGCGGCGGAUGAAGCUGUCGUUGGACGCGGGGCUGUUCAACGUGCCGCUGACGCGCGACUACCGCGACAUGCACGUGGUGGCGUCGGUGCUGAAGUGCUACCUGCGGGAGCUGCCCGAGCCGCUGCUCACCUACCGCCUCUACGAACACUUCAUGAACGCCUCGCGACAGCCCUCCGAACAGGCGCGCCUCAACGCCCUCUGGGAGUGCAUCCACCUACUACCAGACGCCAACUUCCAGAACCUCAGAUACAUCAUCAAAUUUUUGUCCGCUUUGACCCAAAACCAAAGUACGAACAAAAUGACACCGUCCAACCUGGCCAUCGUCAUAGCGCCCAACUUGUUGUGGGCGGCCGACGAGAGCACCUUCGACAUGAACAUCACAACCGCCGUCAACUGCGUCGUUGAGCUGCUCAUCAAACACGCCGACUGGUUCUUCAAGGACGAUAUCAACUUUUUCAUUUCGUUUACCAAAGAAGAUUUGCUGCCCGACCAGUGCGACUACGGAUUUUCCCCCAGUUUUGGCCAGGGGUGCAAUCAGACGGUCGCCCUCAACCAGGACCAAUCUAACGGCGACUACAAUAGCAUGAGCAAAUCCAUGUUCGAUUACAACCAUCAGAUCAAGGUCGCAGAUUCAGCUGGCCGCCACUCGAGGAGCAACAGCCACGACACUAGUAUGAUUUUGUUAGAAAACGAUAUAAAGAAAGCCCAGUCAAACAGCUCGCUGUCAGAUCAAUCUAGUCCACCUCACGGCAGCCCGAAGCCAAUAACGAGGAGAAAAAAUAAACCGCUCGCCCCAGUGCCGCCUAAUUUUACUCCGGAUAAAAACAAAAAGCUGGACCCGGCGCCGCAGCCGGUGCCACAACCAGUGCCGCAGCCGACGGUCGAACCGCCCAAAGAGCAGCAACCGCUUGUGAAGACUGACGGCGAAAAGCCUGCAAAACCCCCACGACCAGUCAUAUCAGACACCGGGAAAGUGAUCACGGGCGUGCAGACCAUUAACAGAUCCACGUACCGACAGAACAAGGCGCUGAAGGAGGAGGCGGCGCUACGCGGCAGCCGCGAGCUCCUCACCGACACGCGGCGCCAGAGCCUCGAGCUCGACAAGGACAAGUACGCGGCCGACACACGCGCAGACAACACGCUCGUCGUGCGUAACGUCACCGCGCACACUGGCGUCGUGGGCCGCAUGAAGGUGCUCGGCGACGUGGUCAGCGGCCCCGCCUCGCUCGGCUCCGACCGCGCCCCCGCCGCCCGCACCCUGGCGCCCGCCCCCGCGCCCGCCCUGGCACCCGCCCCCGCCGCGCCGGUGGCCAAGCCGGGCGGACAGCCGCCGCCGCGCCCCGUGGCCGCGCCGCGGACCAUCGUGCCCGCGCCCGAGGACGCGUCCGACGUGACGCUGCGCAACAAGCCGGCCGUGCCGGAGCGGCCCGCCACGCUGCGCCCGCAGAGUUUCCGCGGCCCGCGCGGCUCCGGCUCCGACGCGGAGAUGACGCCCACCGUGCUCGAGCGCACGCACAUCUACACCGUCGACAAGCAUCAGCCCACCGUCAUCCAGGUGGGCGGCGGCGGCGUGCCCGAGCCCGAGGAGGGCUCGCGCGCCACCGUGCAGCGCACGCACAGCUCCGGCGGCAAGGACGCCGAGCUUGACGAGCAGAAGGGGCUGACGGUGGCGUCGCGCCAGCUGUCGCAGUCGGAGGGCAGCAUCACGGAGGCGCCGUCGCCGCGGCCGCAGCCGGGCCGGCCGCCGCGCCCGCUGGUGCCGGCACCACCGCCACCCGUGGCCGCGCCUGCACAGGGACAAGCUGUGCCACAACAGCAAGCGCCAGCACAGCAGCAGCCGGUAGUGGCGGCUGCCGCUUCGCCGCCGAUGUCGCCGCCGGCCGCCGCUCCUCCGCCACAGCACGAGAGUACGGACCUCUGAUCGCCGGUGGCGCUGAGGUUCCCUCGCGGUGAAGUGCUGAUGUGAGCGGGACCCUGGGGUCUCGCCGGUCCGGUCGCGGGACUGCGCUCUUGUGACUCGCUGAGACUGAUGUUCGUCACAUUCUAUUGAACUCUCGGCUAUGUAGGAAAAGAUAAAUUUAUAUUUUUCUUUGCAUGAAACGAGUAUUACGUAUUUAUUUUUGUACAACUGUUCUAGUAUUACGAUCGGAUAUCUGGCUGUGGAUAUCUCGCAUUACCAAAAUAAUGAGCGUGCUUUCGUCAUAGAGGUGUACCAGAUAGUGCACGUUGUAUUUGAUUCCAAAAGACAUAUCGAUUACGCGCCAAUAAUUAAGCUUUUUUACGCAUUUGAGUAUGAAACAUCGUAAAUUAGUAUGUACGGUAAGUAGAUAGAGGUUGCAAUUGAUCUUUGUGAUAUUAGAGAGGUACGAGUACGAGUAACGAGUAUUCGGCGGCGCGCGGCCGCCCGCACAAACGUCACGCGAUAUGACUGGCCAUAUUUUUAUGAUAUUUAUGAUCCGAUACUAUACAUUAUAAAAUUAGCAAUGCUAUUACAAUCAACAUUAUUUUAGCCGUAAGUAUGUUAUAUAGUAAUUACGAUGUUUUAUGUGAUACGCAUUUUAUUAUGCUAUACUGCAAGUAUACAGCUUCUGUUGUAAGGAAUUAUAAUAUGCUAAAACUAUG
Manduca sexta (tobacco hornworm) is the source of this 3842-nucleotide messenger RNA. It is a transcript of the gene RhoGAP92B, whose product is annotated as rho GTPase-activating protein 44. The record is from RefSeq and is a predicted model, not a curated record. The transcript has 6 exons. Gene Ontology annotation, cellular component: intracellular anatomical structure; cytoplasm. Lineage: Eukaryota; Metazoa; Arthropoda; Insecta; Lepidoptera; Sphingidae. Gene Ontology annotation, molecular function: GTPase activator activity; protein binding. Bases 334 to 3141 code for a protein of 935 amino acids. Gene Ontology annotation, biological process: positive regulation of GTPase activity; regulation of actin cytoskeleton organization; signal transduction.